AUGACCGCGUGCACUCUCCCAGCGGGUGGACUCCCCGCCGCCCGGCUCUGCGCCCCUGAGCUACUGUCCCCGCUGGGUCUCCCACGGGUCCUACCCUGGCCAGGGCCUCAGCUGCCGGGACUGCUGCUCCUGCUGCUCCUCCCGCCGCCCGCUGCCCUUUCCAUCGUGUUCAAAGUAGGAGUGCUGGGCCCAUGGGCAUGCGACCCCAUCUUUGCCCGAGCCCUCCCGGAGCUGGCUGCGCGCCUGGCCGCCGACCGCCUGAACCGUGACCUUGCCCUGCAAGGCGGCCAGCGUUUCGAGGUCGUGCUGCUUGCUGAGCCCUGCCUGACCCCGGGCUCCCUGGGGGCUGUAUCCUCCGCGCUGGCCCGAGUGUCGGGCCUGGUGGGCCCGGUGAACCCUGCAGCCUGCAGGCCAGCGGAGCUACUAGCCCAAGAGGCUGGGGUCGCGCUGGUGCCCUGGGGCUGUCCCGGGACGUGGGCGGCGGGCACCACGGCCCCUGCUGUGACCCCCGCAGCGGAUGCUCUCUACGUCCUCCUUCGAGCUUUCCGCUGGGCGCGCGUGGCGCUGGUCACCGCGCCCCAGGACCUGUGGGUGGAGGCGGGACUCGCUCUGUCCACAGAACUCAGGGCUCGGGGCCUGCCAGUCGCCCUGGUGACCUCCAUGGAGCCCUCGGACCUGUCUGGAGCUCGGGAGGCCCUCAGGAGGGUCCAGGACGGGCCUAGAGUUAGAGUAGUGAUCAUGGUGAUGCACUCAGUGCUGCUGGGCGGUGAGGAGCAGCGCUACCUACUGGAAGCUGCAGAAGAGCUAGGCCUGGCCGAUGGCUCCCUGGUCUUCCUGCCCUUCGACACGCUCCACUAUGCGUUGUCUCCAGGCCCAGAGACCUUGGGCGCACUUGCCAACAGCUCCCAGCUUCGCAGGGCUCAUGAUGCAGUGCUCACUCUCACGCGUCACUGUCCUCGGGGAGGCAGCGUUCUGGAUAGUCUGCGCAGGGCCCAAGAGCACCAAGAGCUGCCCUCAGACCUCAACCUGCAGCAGGUCUCUCCAUUGUUCGGCACCAUUUAUGAUGCUGUCUUCUUACUGGCCCGAGGCAAGAUGGAGAUGGGAGCACCAGCAGCAGCAGGUGGCAGCUGGGUGUCAGGAGCAUCUGUAGCCCAACAAGUGCAGGAUACCCAAGUCUCUGGCUUCUGCGGGGCCCUGGGAAGAACCGAGGAGCCCUCCUUUGUGCUGUUAGACACAGAUGCAGCAGGCGACAGAUUGUUCACCACACACCUACUGGAUCCUCUCCAGGGCUCUCUGCGCUCCUCUGGGACCCCAGUGCACUUCCCUCUUGGUGGACCUCCACCAGGACCAGAUCCCUCCUGCUGGUUCGAUCCUGGUGUGAUCUGCAACGGAGGAGUGGAGCCAGGCCUGGUCUUUGUUGGCUUCCUCCUGGUGGUGGGGAUGGGGUUGACUGGAGCCUUCCUGGCCCAUUACUUGAGGCACCGGCUUCUUCACAUCCAAAUGGUCUCUGGCCCCAACAAGAUCAUCCUGACUAUAGAUGACAUCACUUUCCUCCACCCACAGGGAGGCAGCUCUCGAAAGGUGGUCCAGGGAAGUAGAGCAAGUCUGGCUACCGGAAGCACAUCAGACAUUCACAGUGUCCCCAACCAGCCCUCAGAAAGCACCAACAUUGGUCUCUAUGAGGGAGACUGGGUUUGGUUGAAGAAGUUUCCAGGGGAUCAUCAUAUAGCUAUCCGCCCAGCGACCAAGACAGCCUUCUCCAAGCUCCGGGAGCUCAGGCAUGAGAAUGUGGCUCUCUACCUGGGGCUGUUCCUGACAGGGACAGCAGACAGCUCUGCCGCCCCUGGGGAGAGCAUCUUGGCUGUGGUCUCAGAGCACUGUGCUCGGGGCUCCCUCCACGACCUCCUCGCGCAAAGACACAUAAAGCUGGAUUGGAUGUUCAAAUCUUCCCUCCUGCUGGACCUCAUCAAGGGAAUGAGAUAUCUGCACCAUCGCGGCGUGGCACACGGGAGGCUUAAAUCACGAAACUGCGUGGUGGAUGGGAGGUUCGUGCUCAAGGUGACGGACCACGGCCAUGGGCGACUACUGGAAGCGCAGAGAGUGUUGCCCGAGCCUCCCAGUGCGGAGGAUCAGCUCUGGACAGCCCCGGAGCUGCUUCGGGACCCAGCCCUGGAGCGCCGGGGAACUCUAGCGGGCGAUGUCUUCAGCCUGGGCAUUAUCAUGCAAGAGGUCGUGUGCCGCUGCCCUCCUUAUGCCAUGCUGGAGCUGACGCCUGAUGAAGUGAUACAUAGGGUGCAGAUUCCCCCUCCACUAUGUCGGCCCUCGGUGUCCGUGGACCAGGCACCCAUAGAGUGCAUCCAGCUGAUGACACAGUGCUGGGCAGAGCAGCCGGAACUUCGGCCCUCCAUGGACAGCACCUUUGAACUGUUCAAGAGUAUCAACAAGGGCCGGAAGAUGAACAUCAUUGACUCCAUGCUUCGGAUGCUGGAGCAAUACUCUAGUAACCUGGAGGAUCUGAUCCGGGAACGCACAGAGGAGCUAGAGCUAGAAAAGCAAAAGACAGACCGGCUGCUCACACAGAUGCUGCCUCCAUCUGUGGCCAAGGCCUUGAAGAUGGGAACAUCUGUAGAACCUGAGUACUUUGAAGAAGUGACACUAUAUUUCAGUGACAUUGUAGGCUUCACCACCAUUUCAGCCAUGAGUGAGCCCAUUGAGGUGGUGGAUCUGCUCAAUGACCUCUAUACCCUCUUCGAUGCCAUCAUUGGUGCCCAUGAUGUCUAUAAGGUGGAAACAAUUGGCGAUGCCUAUAUGGUGGCCUCUGGGCUGCCACAGAGGAAUGGGCAGCGGCAUGCAGCAGAGAUUGCUAACAUGGCACUGGACAUCCUCAGUGCCGCGGGCUUCUUCCGCAUGCGCCAUAUGCCUGAGGUACCAGUGCGCAUCCGCAUUGGCCUGCAUUCAGGCCCGUGUGUGGCUGGCGUGGUGGGCCUCACCAUGCCCCGAUACUGCCUAUUUGGGGAUACAGUCAACACUGCUUCACGCAUGGAGUCCACUGCGCUGCCUUACCGAAUCCACGUGAAUAUGAGCACCGUGCGGAUUCUUUGUGCUCUGGACCAGGGCUUCCAGAUGGAGCUGCGAGGCCGCACGGAGCUGAAGGGCAAGGGUGCUGAAGACACGUACUGGCUUGUGGGCAGAAUCGGCUUCAACAAGCCCAUCCCCAAACCACCUGAUCUGCAACCUGGGGCCAGCAACCACGGCAUCAGUCUGCAGGAAAUUCCCCCUGAGCGGCGCCACAAGUUGAAGAAAGCUAGACCCGGCCAAUUCUCUGGGAAGUGAAGCUCUCCUGGGGACAAAUGCUGUGUCUCCCCUCAGACUCUGGGGCCACUCACCUCUGGCCGUGCUUCCUAGGACCCCAGUGCUUCCUCGACAGCCUGAGGACCAGAAGCUGCCUGCAGAAUGCUCCA
Molecule: messenger RNA, 3461 nt
Organism: Nannospalax galili (Upper Galilee mountains blind mole rat)
Lineage: Eukaryota; Metazoa; Chordata; Mammalia; Rodentia; Spalacidae
Gene: Gucy2d
Product: guanylate cyclase 2D, retinal
Exons: 18
Coding region: 1-3333 (1110 amino acids)
Biological process (GO): cGMP biosynthetic process; receptor guanylyl cyclase signaling pathway; protein phosphorylation
Molecular function (GO): peptide receptor activity; ATP binding; guanylate cyclase activity
Source: RefSeq, a predicted model, not a curated record